Tetranychus urticae (two-spotted spider mite) is the source of this 2969-nucleotide messenger RNA. RefSeq lists its product as uncharacterized. NCBI's taxonomy places the organism in Eukaryota, Metazoa, Arthropoda, Arachnida, Trombidiformes, Tetranychidae. The record is from RefSeq and is a predicted model, not a curated record.
GAAGCAUUGUAAUGAUGAUUAGUAAAUCAUAUUGAAAAAGAGUUAUAAUCACAAUGAUAAUCGUCAUUUAAAUUAACUAAGUGCUCAUUUUAUACAAUUUGUUGUUCCUUGUUUGCAUAAGAUAUUUCAAUGAAUUGGUUUCAUUUCACAACUAUGAAACAUUGUAUUCCCAAAGUCUUUACGUUUGCCGGAUUCAAAGCAAAUUUGAUAAAAGCCAUUCAAUCAGUGUUUGGACUGCAUUUGACUAAUUUUGACGAUUCAGAAGUGAUUGUAAUUUUGAAGCGAUUUGAAUCAAUUUGUGUUUCAUUCAAUAUUUUACCAAAUGGAUUCGAUCAAGAUCAAAGUAUAACUCCAUCCAAAUGGACUAAAGCCAAAUCGAUCCUCUAUUCCAGUCUAAUGACGGUCAAUAUUGUUCAUUUGCUAUUUUUGAGCGUUUUUGAUUCACCAGAACAUUUGUCUAUCAUUUUGGGAGACUUCUUUUACGGUCAUCCAAGUCGAAGGUAUGUUUGGAUCUACUGGACAAUUCUGCUUAUUUUUGGUGAAGUUCUAAGACAUUACUGGAUAUAUUUAUACAGAAACGGCAAAUCGUUUUCAUUUCGCUGGCAUAAAGGAUACAAGCCUGAAGCAUUGUUCAUGAGCAAAUUUUACUGCCAUAAAUACAGUUUCAUAGCUUCUACUUUAGCCAAUCUAUGGAUCAGGGCAAUUUUACUAUUUGGAAUAGGAUUAGGUCCAGUUUUGAUUAUUAUUGUUCAAUUGGUAUCUCAACUACCCAAGACCCCCCAACAAUUUAUUUUCACUUACAGCUGGCUUUUAAUCGAUUAUUUUGGCAUUUUCUGCACUUUGGCCAAUUUAAUAUUAACUGGUGCAAUAAUUACCAUUGACCUGUCAUAUUUUUUCCUCAGGUGUGCUCAUGUAACUCAAGCUUUGCAAAAUUUUGUCGAUGAAAAGAUGUGUUUACAGAGAAGUAAUUUCUUGCCUUAUUAUGAAACAAUUAUUCAAGAUAUCAUUGUAUUUCUGAAUCAAACCGAAUCUCGUAAUCAUAAAGUCAGGAACUGGAUGAUAUUUAUGUAUCUCGGAAUAUCUUUUAGCGCAGAUUUUGGGUUUUACACUGCCGCUAUCGUCCAUAUUGAUCAUGGAUCUUUAGACUUUGUUACAAUAGCCAUAUCUGCAUUGUCCAUAUUCACGAUAGGGAUUAGCUCUUAUGUAAGUGGUAUCAUGUUGGCAAUGAUGCAAUCUUGUUAUAAAAAUAACAUGAAAGUGGCUAAAUAUUUGCCAUCGAAUGUGAAUUCAUUUAUAAAGUUUGCUGAUUUACAGAGUCGGCUUUCCAGGACUGACAUUGCCUUUACAGUCGGUUCAAUUUUGGAUAUGACCAAAUGGCUUUUUGUUAUUUAUUUGAUCGAAAAUGCAGGCUUGGUCAUGAUGUUCAUUAUAAACGUGAAAUGAAACAUGAGUAAGUGGAACAUCUUUUGUCAAAUUUAAAUGCUUUCAUGUCAAACUCAAACGUAUAUCAUGGUCCAUGUUGUUGUCGUUCAUCCUGGAAUGGGAAAAGUCAAGAGCGUCCUUACUUAUACCAUCGAGGUUAAUACCAUCUGAGAUUCAUUAAUUGAUUAUUUUUGUCUUAAUCUGAACUUGUUUUGGGAAAAAAUCAAAAUCAAAAUUUCAAACAAAUUGAUCGCCACCUUUUGAGUUAAAAAUGAAUCAACAGUCGUUAAACAAUAAACAUCGUCUGAUAAUAAAAUAUUCAAAGUAAUUUUACUUUAAAGGUGCUUCUCUUUCAAUUAUUCAACCAUAAUUUACCUGUUUUUCAAUUGUCCAUCUAAUUAAUUUAACUUUCACAAGCCGUGUUCCAUCUAAUUAUUGUCAAUUGCGUGAUAAUAAACAAAGCAAUAUGUUAAUGGCUUUGUUUUUCAAGUUCAACAGUUCCGUUCUUAAGCCUUUACAAAUAACCGUCAACAACAGUUGUUUACUUAUAAGUGCUCUUGAUUGUUACAAAAUGUAAUGACAACAACCUGUUCAACAAAACAACAGCACCAUCAACAAAUUAUUCAAAAACAAUAGGAUUAAAAAAGCUUUAAUUGAAAGUAUUGCUGUAUGUACAAAGUAAACUCCAGUUUCCAGGUCAUCUUGUUGCAUGUUGAUGCUGUUUUGUGUUAUUUUUAUUUUUACGGUUGGAUAACAUUUUAGUCAAGACAAGCAGAUUGCAUAUAAAGAUACAUGUUAAACAAGGAAAUGCUGUUUACGACACGAUCGACAAUCUAACAUCAACAAACCAACAUUAUCAUCAUCUUCAUGAUUAACAACGCAACAACAAUUACCAUCCCCUUCAUCACCAUCUUAAUUUAGUUUACUUUAAUUGUUUCAGCUUUUCACUCAACGAGAUGUUUACCUUGUCCUGUUACAUUGAACAGCAACUGACUUGGUAAUUAAUUUGACUCUCCAUUUCAAAAAAAAAUCUUAUGGUUUGCAAGGCUAGUUGAAUUGUCCAGUUAAUCUGAUAUCGAGAACAAUCAAGCCCAAAAGUGGUGACAUUAACAUUGAAUGUUAAACAAGUCACAUAUCAUUUGGAUCAAGAAUAGUAUUGAUGGGACAGAUUGGUGAGACCAAUGACAAACUCGAUGGCAACACAAUUUGGGAAAUUUUAAUGAUGACUCGAAUUACAUGAUUGGAGCUGAGUUGUGUUCAAGAAUAUCAAAUUUCAUCAAUAACUAAUUGUUUCUAAAAAAGCCUUUAAUUUGUUACAUUAUUUACCUUGACCAGAUGCAGUAGUACAAUCAAAGCUUGGAUCCAGUUUAGGAUAUUACUGAUAAACUGAAUGAAAAGUGAUUAUUAUAAUCAUUAUCGUAACUUGCCAUUAUUAGCAUAAGGUUAACAUCACGUCUCAAAUAGUUCAUUUAAUCUAACUUCAAUUUAUCCCAACCUCAUUAUCAGUACAAAUAGUGAAAGUAAAGGAUUAAUAGUUAUGCUUGGAA